AUGGGACAGGAGGCAAGCCCAGGCAGUAGUUCGGGCCAGCCUACACCGGCGGGGAUACCCUUCUUAGCUUCAGCAAUGCGUCUAGAAAUAGAUAAGAGUGCCUGUCAAGGCAAUCAUGUUCUGACUGACUAUCUAUUGAAGAAGUUUCUCAAUGACAUGCAGAAUAAGAAAAUGCACGCCGAAGUGCACACAGAGCGUGUGCACAAGACAAUGGCGAUGUUAGAGGAGCGUUACCGCAACUCAGACAAAAAACCCAUACACUUCCAAAUCCUCAAAGUACAAAGGUACCUAGCACUUAAGUACUAUGGAUUGCAAUCAGUUGUGGAAACUCUAAUUAAAGGAGAUAAGCAACCUGAUGAGAGUGAAAGAUACUUGUCCGACAUAGACCACGCUAAGUUUCAUACUAUGACUGAGACACACAUACGAACGGCGGCUGUGACACAAGCAGAGCGUAUGUUGAGAGAUCAGGUGCGAGCAGCAAACAAACGUAACAACGCACAGACUACCACACCAGCAGAGGCUAAUACUACCAAUGCUAACAACGAUAUAAAACAGACCAUGGUGCAAACAACCACAAUCCUACAGGGGGACAGUAAAUGUCCCAAGAAGAAAGAGCAGGCUAAGGAGCGAGCCAAGAAAGAUGUGCAGAUAGCAAGACUGUCCAUUGCAUCUGGCAAGGUGGAAGACAUCACAGAAGGCGAUGAGCACUGA
Molecule: messenger RNA, 711 nt
Organism: Sphaeroforma arctica JP610
Lineage: Eukaryota; Ichthyosporea; Ichthyophonida
Exons: 3
Coding region: 1-711 (236 amino acids)
Source: RefSeq, a predicted model, not a curated record